Messenger RNA from Oncorhynchus keta (chum salmon), 3666 nucleotides. Its product is annotated as chromosome alignment-maintaining phosphoprotein 1-like. The coding region runs from base 504 to 2123 and encodes 539 amino acids. Gene Ontology annotation, biological process: attachment of mitotic spindle microtubules to kinetochore. The transcript is spliced from 2 exons. The record is from RefSeq and is a predicted model, not a curated record. NCBI's taxonomy places the organism in Eukaryota, Metazoa, Chordata, Actinopteri, Salmoniformes, Salmonidae.
UGGUUAAAAAUGUCAUGUGUCCAGCCUAUUACAGUCACCAACACUCUGGAUAACAUGAACACUGCCGAACCAGGUCUGCUAAGGCCUAAAAUGGUCAAAGUGUACUCAUUUGUGUCUGGAAGUAGCUAGCAAGCUAGCCAACGUUAGCUUGGGUUCCAUUGUAAGGUCAGAACACUCAAAUCAACCCUACUCCUUGGCCCGGGCGUCUAGUGUGUGCUCCAAGUGCCAAAAACGCUCUGAAUUCACAAAAGGGACAAUCUGACAACACUCUGAAUUUACGAGCGCACUCUGGCACUGAAUUUAAGAACACACCCAAAUUCGUAAAAUGUCUAACAAGUCAUUUGUUAUGCUAGCUAGCUAGCGGUUGCAUCGCAACAGCAUCAACUUCCGGUAGACCGGUGAAGAACUACUACGCUCAAUUGAAAGGAUACUGUUUGUUUACAGUAUGCUAACAUGAACUAAUAGUAUAUACUCAUUAAGUAUGUAGUACACCGUAUGUUAGCAUGGGUUUUCAAACACAGCUUUGGCGCUUGCCCCAGUUUACUCUAUUUACAAAACGCCGACAAGGUGAAGUUUCCUUGGCUGCAAAACACCAGUUUCCACUAUUUUCCAAAAGACUACAUCGUAUUACGAAAAUUGGUGGAAUUCGCCUCCUUACACGAGAAUUACGUAUUGAACGGCACUCAGAUAUGCGAGGCUCAUUUCAGCAAAUAAUAUUUUCGACUCAAUACACCGAGAGAUUGUUGUGGGAUGACGCGGUUCCUACGAUUUAUCCCAGCGAUAGCCCGAGCAGAACCGAUACUUCUUCACCUUAUGUUAGCCAAAAGGACGAGAAGAAGCAACACAGACCGAACCAAGAAGUUCAGGAUAGACCACGCAUGGAUUAUUCUGUUAUCCAGAACAGCAGGGAGCCGAAACGUGAGCUCCAGUCAAUGGAUGCCGUGGUGGAGGUUAAGGAGUCAGAGACAGCCAUGGCGGGUUUUGAGGAGUCAACGGAAGCCACAAUAGGCGUUAAGGAGUCAAUUUCAGCCGCCAUGGACGUGAAGGAGUCCAUGUCAGCCAUGAUGGAAGUUAAUGAGUCAGAGUCAAAAGAAGCCGUUGUGGACAUUAAGGAGUCACAGGGAGCUGUUAUGGAACUCAAGAGGCAGUCUUCCUCCUCUGGCAGCCAGGGGCGGGACAGAGACCGGGAGUCGGACCGCUAUCUCCAGCACCUCCAGUGUCCCCAUUGUCUGCUCCAGUGUAAGAGCCACUGCAACUACCUCAUCCACAUCGCUAAGAUCCAUCCAAGCCGCCUGGAUGACACGCCUGUGGGUCGCCUGGGCAACGCCAUCUUCUACCAGCGGACGGCACGGCUGUUCCACUGCAGCGUGUGUUUCCACACGGCCAGGGAGUUCCCUCGCCUCUACGACCACCUGCUCACUUGCCACUGCCUCUCUGGGAAGGGCAAGGGUGAGGAGGGAGAAGGGGAUGAGCGUAGGGGGGAGGGGGGAGAAGAACAGGAAGGUAUCAGUGUAGAUGUGCUUUCAAAAGACAGUAGUCAUCCUCUCAGUGAGCCCAAGGCAGAAGAGGAGGAUGAGGACAAAGGAGGAGCGAAGAAAGAGGAAGGUCGGAAAAGAGGACUAGAGGAGAUGGAGGGAGGCGAGGAUAACGAAGAGGACUCCCGCUCAGCCGGCAGCCCCAUGAAACGAAAUAGAAGCUCUACGGCAGGCAGUGAGGAAGAUGAUCAUGAUGAAGAGGAAGAGGAGCUACAGACCAACAACAACAAAAAAAGUGACAAACACAAAAAGCAGGAAGAGGCCUUCCUGAACAAAUAUAUCCAGCGCCAGGGGGGUCGCUACAACUGUCGCCUGUGUGGCAAGCGCUCCAAGAUGAAGGGCCAUGCCAUCCACCACGUGAGCUACAAGCACGACGUGCCCAAACCUUACUGCUGUAAAGAGUGUAGCAAGGCCUUCAUACUAGAGUAUUCGCUACUCAACCAUAUCUACCACAACCACAGACAGGGCAUGUACCGCUGUCUCUUCUGCCCCUUCAGCUCUGACGUGGUGUGGGGCAUAAAACGCCAUGGCAACUGCUGCAAUGCCCGAAGCGGGGAGGAGGGGGAGGGCAGCAAUGGAGAAGAGUGAUUGGUUAAUGGUUGCUAACACAUACUUUACCUUGAUAAUCAGGAGAAGGAACAUUACAGCCAGGCCUACAUUAUCUAGGUUCUAGAAUCUCUUUGCAUUGUGCAUCUACUAGGCUAGUAACCCUAGGUACAGUAGAUUCCACUGUCACAGAGGUGUAGAUUCUCAGUGAAGUAUGUAUUUACUUCCUCUGUACACACAGUGAUGAAGAAUGAUGUACUUUGUCAUUCUGUUGACUUUUCCUGAUAUACGUCUGUGGAGCAGAUGGACUCAAAUGUAGAAUAUGUACUUUGUGAACUCGCAAACAGCGGUAAUAUGUACAUGACAGCAGUUGAGGACUCAUAAUGCUACACAAUGAAACUAUCAACUGACAAAACAUGUUUUUUGUGUAUUUUUUACCUGCCUUUGUAUUAUCUUUAUUACUUGGGAUGUGUUUGUAUCUUGGAAAACAAUACAAUAAAAAGAAUACACAUUUUAGGUAGAAUUUAGCUGACUUCUUCUGCCAUAGAAGUCGAGACACACACCCACACCUGCAGCACAGGAGGUGGGAAACAAACAGUUUGCAUCCUGUGCUGCAGGUGUGUGUGAUUUUGGGCUGUUCCUUACACCUCCACUGUGAUUUCCUAAACUAACAACGGCUUUUUGUUGUGAGUAGGCUACAGCAGCGUCUCACAACCCAUUCUUGUAUUUCAUACACUGAACAAAAACAAACGCCACAUGUACAGUGUUCGGUUUCAUGAGCUGAAAUAAAACAUCUCAGAAAUGUUCCAUAUACACAAAAAGUUUAUUUCUCUCAGAUUUUGUGCACAAAUUUGUUUUCAUCCCUGUUAGUGACUAUUUCUCCAUAGCCAAGAUUAUCCAUCCACCUCACAGGUGUGGCAUAUCAAGAAGCUGAUUAAAGGCAUGAUUAUUACACAGGUGCACCUUGUGCUGGGGACAAUAAAAGGCAAGUUCUGUCAAAUAACACAAUGCCACAAAUGUCGCAAGUUUUGAUGGAGUGUACAAUUAGCAUGCUGACUGCAGGAAUGUCCACCAGAGCUUUUUUUCCAGAGAAAGGAAUGGUAAUUUCUCUACCAUAAGCUGCCUGCAAUGUCGUUUUAGAGAAUUUGGCAGUAUGUCCAACCGACCUCACAACCGCAGACCACGUGUAACCACACCAGCCCAGGACCUUCACAUCCGACAUCUUCAUCUGCGGGAUGUCUGAAGGCGUGUGUGGUGGGUGCUGAGGAGUAUGUCUGUCUGUAAUUAAGCCCUUUUGUGGGGAAAAACUCAUUCUGAUUGGUUUGAGCUUGGCUCCCCAGUGGGUUGGCCUGGCUGCCAAGUGGGUGGGCCUAUGCCCUUCCAGGACCACCCAUGGCUGCACCCUUACCCAGUCAUGUGAAAUCCAUAGAUUAGGGCCUAAUGAAUGUAUUUCAAUUGACUGAAUAUCUUAUAUGAACUAUAACUCAGUAAAAUAUUUGAAAUUGUUGCAUGUUGCAAAUAUAUUUUUGUUCAGUAUAUAUUUUGUAUUAUAUUUUGUAUUAAACAGUGAUAUGAGAGGACACUA